AUGGGUUGUUGUUAAUCAGAUACUAGAACAAUGAAAAACGAAUAUAAAGGAUUAACAGUAAAACAUGUAGAUAACAGAUAUUAAGAUUAACAAUCUUUAUCUAAAAUAGUAAAAAUAUAAUCAUAUGUUCGGGGAUAAAAAGAUAGAGAUAUCGUCAAAUAAUUAAAACAUUAGUAUUAAGAACAUGCACCAAGUACUUAAGUUGCAGUUCCAUAUAACAAAGCACCUUAAACUGAUAGAAUAUAAGUUUAGCAAAUAUUAGAUAUAAAAUAUAAUUACCCAAUACGAAAUGAGUUUAAAGAUUUAGUAAAACUCCCACCAUAUAUAUUUAAAAUAACAAAAGCAGUAUAUAAAGGGUAAUGGUUAAAUGGAAAAAGACAUGGUAGAGGAAUUUAAUUUUGGUAAGACGGUUCAGUAUAUUAAGGUGAAUGGGAAAACGAUAAAGCAAAUGGAAAUGGAAGAUUAAUACAUGCAGAUGGUGAUUAUUAUGAAGGAUAAUGGAUUGAUGAUAAAGCUUAAGGAAAAGGAAAGUUUGUGCAUAUAGAUGGACAUUAGUAUUAAGGAGAUUGGAUUGAAGAUUUAUAACAUGGUUAUGGAAUAGAAGAAUAAAAAAAUUUCAUUUAUGAAGGAUAAUUUGUUAAUGGUUUAAAACAUAUAAAAGGAAAACUUACUUGGAAGCAGGAUGGAUCUUAUUAUGAAGGUUAGUUUGAAAAUGGUAUUAUUCAAGGAUUUGGAACUUAUUAUUAUCAAAAUGGAAAAAAAUAUGUAGGAAAUUGGAGAUAUUCAAAAAUGAAUGGAUAUGGAGAACUUUAUUAUCCAAACAAAAAAAUUUAUAAAGGUAAUUUUGAAAAUGAUUAAAAAUUUGGAUAAGGUGAAAUGAUUUAUCCUGAUGGAAAAAUAUAUAUUGGAUAAUGGAGAAAUAAUAAAUAAAAUGGAGAAGGUAUAGUUAUAACUACUGAUGGAAGAAAAGGAAAAGGUUUUUGGCAGGAUGGUAUAAGAAUCAAAAUUUAUGAUGAUUAGGAUUAUAAUGAUUGAUAAUGUUAAUAUUAUGUGAUAU
Ichthyophthirius multifiliis is the source of this 1057-nucleotide messenger RNA. Its product is annotated as IQ calmodulin-binding motif family protein, putative. The transcript is spliced from 3 exons. The record is from RefSeq and is a predicted model, not a curated record. Gene Ontology annotation, molecular function: protein binding. NCBI's taxonomy places the organism in Eukaryota, Ciliophora, Oligohymenophorea, Hymenostomatida.